UUGAUGGAGAGAUUUAGUAUUUUUAGGUUAGGAGGACACACAGUAUUUCAAAAAUAACAAUUCUGCCCUAAUAAGUGGGUAGGCUUAAGUUUUGAGCAGAGUACUAAAAGAACUUUCUUGCAACAAGACAUGAUUUAUAACUUCAAGAAUGAAUGGUAAUAAUAGUAGAAAUUAUUUGAAACUAAUUAAGAUGUAGGAACACUGCCAAGUAUUAAAAUAUUUUUCAGUAUUUCAAACAAUUCACAUAACACUUCCGCACUAUACACAGAUUGAUCAGCACAGCAAUAAAAUCUCAGGAAUUAAUUUUGAGAAAAAUUCAAUGUAUAAUCAAUUAAGUUCCUCAAACCAGUAGGAAUAUUUAAUGUUAUACUGAUUAGCCAGCUAGUUAAUUUUUCAAAAGUUCAUUCGCUUUACAAGAAAGAUUAUUUUAGGGUAAAAUUUUUUAAAUGGUUCUACCCUACUGUUGAAAUGAAAAUUGGUGCACCUUCUGUGGAAAUUUAGCAAUAUACCUGAAAGAUCUUAAAAUUUUCUAUUUUAUUAGCAUUCUUAUUCUAUUUCUGGGAAGUUAUUUCACGUGAUAUUUCUCCCGCAGAUUAAGGAGAAAACUACAAAAUGGUAUAGUUUUAUACAAAUAUUAAGAGAAAAAAAUACAUGUAUAUAUGUAGAGAUUAAAGCAGAAUAUUUUAUUCUCUUUACUUUUUUAUGUAUUUUCUGCAAUGUUUAAGUUUUGCUGUUUUAUGAGAAUUGGUCGCCAGACACAUUACAAGAGAAAAGAGGCAGAAAAAUAGGUAUUAAGAAUUCAAAAGAAUUAACUGAAAGAACAAAAGGGAGUAGCAUAGCACGCUUGUUUCAGUUUAGGUUCCCUUCCCAAACUAGACGCACUUCCCGCCACAGCUCUUGUUUUCACUCUGGUCCGCAGAGGUUACCCAUAAAAAGGAGAUAACCUGAGGAGGUGGGCUCUCUUUAAUUUUCAACUUCUUGAAAAUGUCUGGACGCGGGAAGGGCGGAAAGGGCCUGGGUAAAGGCGGCGCCAAACGCCACCGCAAGGUCCUGCGGGACAACAUCCAGGGGAUCACCAAGCCCGCCAUCCGCCGCCUUGCCCGGUGCGGCGGGGUCAAGCGCAUCUCCGGCCUCAUCUACGAGGAGACCCGCGGGGUGCUGAAGGUGUUCCUGGAGAACGUGAUCCGGGACGCCGUCACCUACACCGAGCACGCCAAGCGCAAGACGGUCAUGGCUAUGGACGUGGUCUACGCGCUCAAGCGCCAGGGCCGCACUCUGUACGGCUUUGGCGGCUAACGUAAUUUAGAAUAACGUCAUUUGCUAAAAAAAAAAAAAAAAAAAAAGGGGGCCCUUGUAAGGGCCCCCAAAACUUUCAUUGAAAAAGCUGGAGUGAUUGUCAGAGAACAAGCGUUUAGUAAAUCAUUACUUUGGUUCAGGUUUACUCUGGGUAGGGUGUUACACAGGGUGUUACAUUUGGGCGGCUCGUGGUAUUGGCUCCGGGGCAAGACUCCCAGGCCUGUGGGGGACCAGAGCUCU
Manis javanica (Malayan pangolin) is the source of this 1536-nucleotide messenger RNA. Its product is annotated as histone H4-like. Gene Ontology annotation, molecular function: protein heterodimerization activity; structural constituent of chromatin; DNA binding. The record is from RefSeq and is a predicted model, not a curated record. Lineage: Eukaryota; Metazoa; Chordata; Mammalia; Pholidota; Manidae. Gene Ontology annotation, cellular component: nucleosome.